AGAGAGAUGUUCCCGUCGCCAGGGAGGCCGGUGAUGGCGCUGGGCCACGGCCAGCACACCUCGUCCACAGCCGGCGCCGCCAUGGCGGCGGCGGCGGCCUCCUCGUCCACCCCCUCCAUAACCUUCUCCUUCCAGCCCUCUCCUCCGCCAACGAGCUCCCUCGCCCACCAUGGCGUGCUAGGUUACAGCUCGCUUCUCCUAGAGCACCCACCCACCGCCACCACCUCGUCCUCCUCCUCGCACGCGCCGUCGUCCGCCAUCCCUCCCCCCAACCUCCACCACCUCCAUGCAGCGCACGUUUCCCCUCCCACGAGGUCGUCGUCGACUCCUCCUCACCCAUGGUCGACCUGUGACGAAGGGCAUGAUCAAGGUCAAGGCAGGCAGCGGGGAAAGGGCAGCGCUGCGGCGGGCGAGGGGCUGGCUGCCGGGCAUAACGGCGCGGCGGCGGCGCUGGGGGUGGGCGCGGUGAGGAUGAAGAAGGCGGGCGGCGGAGGGAAGGCGCGGCGGAAGGUGCGCGAGCCGCGGUUCUGCUUCAAGACGAUGAGCGACGUCGACGUACUCGACGACGGCUACAAGUGGCGCAAGUACGGCCAGAAGGUCGUCAAGAACACGCAGCACCCCAGGAGCUACUACCGGUGCACGCAGGAUAACUGCCGGGUGAAGAAGCGGGUGGAGCGUCUGGCGGAGGACCCCCGCAUGGUGAUCACCACCUACGAGGGCCGCCACGUCCACUCCCCAUCCCGCGACGAGGAAGACGACGCCGCGCGCGCGAACGCCGAGAUGAGCUUCAUCUGGUAGCUAGUAGCUAGCUUCCAUUGCCGGCCUAGCAGCUGCGAUCAGGCGUCGCCGGCAGUGGGACGGAGGACACACCGGCCGGCCGCGCCGUCGUCGACGACAUCGAUCGUCGCGUGCAGUGGCCGGUCAAGCUUCGUCAGCUAGCUGGAUCCUGAUUCCAUCCAUGCAUCAAACUCGAGUCUAAAUGCAUUGCAAUAUCUAUGGAUCUUUGCGUUGAUGUCGUCGCUGUUAUAGAUUACAUGCAUUGUGUGAAUUAUUACUACUCCUACUGUUGUAGUUAAUUAAUUAGCGCAUCCAGGUUAAUUAUGAACUGAUAAUCUAUAUAUAUAGUAGAAACUGCU
This is a messenger RNA of Panicum hallii, 1136 nucleotides long. RefSeq names its product probable WRKY transcription factor 13. Lineage: Eukaryota; Viridiplantae; Streptophyta; Magnoliopsida; Poales; Poaceae. The coding region runs from base 7 to 798 and encodes 263 amino acids. Gene Ontology annotation, molecular function: DNA-binding transcription factor activity; sequence-specific DNA binding. The record is from RefSeq and is a predicted model, not a curated record. Gene Ontology annotation, biological process: regulation of DNA-templated transcription. The transcript is spliced from 3 exons.